AAUACAAUAGCUAAACAUUAGCCGUGGCCGUGCGACGUUUGUUUAUCAAAAUAUGACAUCCUGAAAUACAUUUUUUAGACGAUUUGGUAAAUCAUGGAGAAUCCGCCGUCAUAUGAUGAGAUCUGUAGGACAGAGCGUGAUAGCCGAGCCCAACAAGUGACUCUCACCCUAGUCUUGCCAUCAGAGUCGGAAGAGCAGAACCAAGAUAAUGACCAAAGUAAGGGCAAUGAGAAUACUGUCAUAGAGCCCCCACCCUAUGAAGUGCCCUCCGAGCCACCCCCAAAGUACACAGAGAAUGAGAGUGAAUCAAAGGUCAACGACCAAGGUCUACUUACGGAUCGGGCAGCUGAUUCAAAUUCCAAACUUGGUGCUGAUAUGAUCUUUACACUGUCAUUUAUCAUCGCAUUCAUCUUCAAUUGGAUUGGAUUCAUAUUCGCUUAUUGCCUUAGCAUGAGUAUGGCAGGUCGAUUUGGCGCCCUCUCUGGCUUCGGAGCAUCCAUGGUCAAGUGGUCCAUCAUUGCAAUGAAUUCCCAGUGUUGUUCAGAAUAUUUGAAAAGUGCAGCUUGCCUUCUUGUUGCCCUGAUAUUGUGUGGAUUCUUGAUAUUUGUGAGAGGUAUCUACCUACAUAUCAAGUACAAAUCUCAGAAUCCAAAUGGAGAGAAUGGGAACAAGCCCAUGUAUAUUGUCUACCAUCGGAUGUAAACUCAACUACCGCAAUCAACAUGCAUCUGAUCCAUAAUAUCUCAUCGAACGAAGUCACACUUGGCCUUGAAGCAACUCAUCAUGAAAAUGUUUUAAUUCCCAUGAAGGUCUGUUUAGGUAUUAGGUGGUGAACUGCUAUGUAAGAUUUUCUUGUACACGAUUAAAACUGGUUUCAAGACCACAGACGGCCACUGACAAAAGAAGCAAUACUGUGAAAUGAGUUCCUUAUUAAUGAGGAAAAUGUAUCAUUGUUUUAUGUGGAAAUACAUAGGCCCGUAUUCUGAAGCCGGGUUUAAAUUAAACCCCUGGAGUUGUGGUUUAAUUAUGGAGAGCCAAGAAAUCACUAACAGUACACAUUAAAUUUAUUAACUCAUAUGACACCCAAAUUGUUCAUAAUUGUCUGGGAAUGAUAAUAAAGUAUUUUUCUUUAUAAUAAAAGCAAAAGGAAAAUAGGAAACAAUAUAAAGAGAAUUUUGGAAUAUUUGGCUCCCCAUAAUUUUAGCACAGAGUUAGACUGUGGUCUAAGUUAAACCUGACUUCAGAAUACGGGCCAUAGAGUCACUUACUUUUGAAUUAUCCUUGUGAUUCCAAUUCCUUUAAAAUGAAGAACACACAAAAAAUAUCCCAAAUCAAGAAACAAAAAUUGAAAAAAAACAACAACCAAGAGUUGCUUCCUUUCGUCAGUUGAUGGCCAUACAGCUAAUUGUUCUCACAGCUCCACGUUAAAAGGUAGAAAAGUCCUAUUAGUAUAUCAUUCUUCUACUACAUCAGUCCUUUUGCAGUUCAACAUCUUACAUCUGAAUGAGGCCUUCAUCUCUCUGUAAAAAAUAUCCUUUAUAUGUUGCUUGCAUGUUUAAGAAGUGAUGUAUGACUUGUUGUAAGAAUUUAUAUAUCUAUAAGCUGUUUAGAGACAAGAGAAGUUUAAUAUGUGUAUGUUAUUCAGUUUGUUAUCACCGAACAGAUAUUUUUGUUGCUAAAUGUGGACAGGGGCGGAUUCAGGAUUUACAGAGGGCGGGGAGGGGGCUGGAAAAAUAUCUCUGACAACAAAAAAUAAACAUCAGCAGUCACCAACAAUUUCCAAAGGAUUGAGGAAAAAAUUUCUGUCAAAAAAUUGACAAGCUAAUGGGAUAGGGCACAUUCCCCUUACCCCCCUCAAACCUGCAUCCGUGCCUGAAGCUAAAUAUAAUAUGAUACUAUGGUAAUGUGAUACCUUUAAGAGAGCCACUAGGGUCUCGUUUGAUUAAGACGUAUGACUUUUGUUAAAUUUUCUAUUAUGAUAACGUCUGGAAUCAUUGAAUUUGAUUGGCUGUCAAGCCCUGUUACCGUGGUAGUUACUGUAAUGGGAAUUUACAAUAUUCAUAUAUUCUUUUUGAAACAGGCCAUUGGUCACAGUAUUAAAAUGCAGUGUAAUAUUUUUAGCUUAAUUCAUGUGAUUUUGUUUAAAUGUUUUACAUGUAUAUUAAUUGGAUGCACGUAUAUAUUUUACAGUAGAUGACAUAGUCAAAUGAGUGAUUAACUGCCCCAUCCCCAUUACAUAGUACAAUGAUAUAGAAAUUGCUUGUGAUAUUUAGUUGUUAAUUUUGAUUUGUGGCUGGAGAAUCAAUUUCCUCAGAGAUAGGAUACAGAGAUCCUCAAAUUGGCAUUGUGAUUGUAGGUGUGGUUAUUAAAACAACUAUCAACAUAUUUGGUACCUAAAGUUUGUAUUUUCUUCAUUUAAUCUGUAAAGAUGCUGCUUGUCUUUUUGGCAUGUCUUGUGUCAAAUAUUUACCAUGGAGAUGAGAUAUAAUGAUGAAAAUUAGACAUUUAGUGGUAAAAAAAAUUGUCACUUUGAAUCAACAUUGCCAAUUUGAAGAUCACUGUAGAAAUUAAAUUGAAACUUUCAAACUUUUUUACUUUCAUUAUUUAACAAAUUUGGAGGGAACUUUGUUGAAAUUCUUAGUAUCCUUGUAAUUUAAAUUUAUUCAUUUCCAGAGUUUCAUUUACCUAGUUGUAAUAGUAAAGGAUGGUUGGUGUAUAGACAAAGCUAUCCAUUGACAACUACAAGUAUGAUUGUGAAGCAAAUUACAUAAUAUAUGACACCUAGAUAGAUUCUUGUCAUUUGAUUGGUUGUUUUAUUUCAAUCAUUCAGCCCAUUUUACAAUGACGUCAUCAACCAUGCAAUUUUAGAUUUGUUCAUCGUGCAGUUAUGGAUCCAUAUGAUUUUGUCCAUUGCACGCGCACACUGAGACUGCAGGCACAAGUAAAACCACUCGUGUUUGCAGCGCAUGACGCAACAAUCAACAAACCAAGCUCGCACUGCAUGAGCAUAUUUUGCAUCAAAAUUGAUAAAUUUCAUAUGGAAAAGAGUCUAUAUUUAGGUGUCAUAAUAAACCAAAUAAUGAAUGUUCUUUUCGUUCGUGCAAUGGACAGAAUACUUCUUUUAGUUUAAGAUGAAAUGACUGACCCAUUCAACUUGGCUACGUCUCAUUGAGUAGAUCAUCUCAUCUUUCACCUCGAAGUAUCUGUCCAUUGCACUCAUGAAUAUUUAUUAUUUGUAUACUGUAUCAUAUUCAUGGGCAUAUUGUAUAUGUACAUACCAAUACCAUGCACAGCUGUUCUAUUUAGGUUCUGUCAGUUUUACUGGUAGGUUUAUUAUUAUAAAAAGUGUUGUUCAGUAUAUAUUAUGUGAAAAUGCAUACACGUUGAUAUCUUUAUAUUCAAAUACUGUGUAAUGUGUACAGUUCAUAGCUCAGAGCUAUUCAACUAAACUCCAUUAAACUGAAAUGAAAUUCAUUCAAUUUCAGUUACCAAAUCAUUACAGAUUUUCCACAAUUGGAGACUGUUGCAAGUCAUUAUAUUCCUUUUUAAAGACUUCUUUAUGCAGGGAUGAAAUUAUUAUUUUUAACCAAAUAUGUUUCUACCACCCCAAAACCACCAGUAGGUCGCCAGGUAAGGUUCUCUGUAAAUAGUCAAAAUAGUAAUUUAGUUUCCAAAAACCAAAAUGAAAAAAAUUGCUUCUCUGAAAGAGCAAUUCUUCAUACUGUGAAUAUUUGAAGUCGUGAAGUUGAAUAAAAGAAAAGAUACAAGUUCCUUGGACACUACUUUUAAUGAAUGCUUGGAAGUUUCACUGAGAUUACACAGUAUGCACAUCUCAUGCUUGAGUGAACGCCAAACUUCAAAACUUGUUUUCUCCUUAUUUGUUAAGCUCUUGCUGAAUAUCCUCUGCAUUCAAUCAUGGACCUACCAUGAUUCAAUCAAGUACAUGUAGUGGUUAUUGUUGGUCAAUUUUAACACAUAUAUUUUAAGCACAAUAAAAAUCUGAAUAUUCAUUUUGGUUGACUUAUUAUUGGUUUGGGUGGCAGGUCACAGAUAUUCACAAAAAUAUCAAUUAUUUAUUUCUCUUGUUGUUGAGAAAGUUUAUUUUUGUCAUUUUUAGCCUGAAUAUUUUAUUUUUUCUUAGACAAAGCCAAGUAAAACGAACUUAACCAUACAUUUGCACGUAACUUUUUGAUAUAGUUGGUAUGUCACGUUCCAUGUUGCCCUGUUGGUAUUUUUUUUUUAAUAGUGAUGAGUAGGAUAUUAAAUCUUUGGUAAAUGGUGCUAUAUAUUCCAGAAACGUGUUCCAUAUUAGUCGUAAUAUUCAGAUUAUAAUUCAACAUAUGAUAUUUUUAUACAAAUUGACUCAUUUUCCCUCGCUUUUUCAAAUUUUAGUUUCAUAACAAAUCAUGAUUGAUUAGGGUACCAUAUACCCCUUUCAGUAACUCGCUGGCCCGGGCCAGGCCCAGGCUAAGUCGUAAAAUUUUGAGUUUAUGAAUGGCGCGGGCUAUUUUGGUGCUGCUUUUAUCAGCACCAGGCCCGCACCAGGCGCCGACCAAAGAGUUUAUGAACGGAUAGCAGCACCAGGCCCCGGCCAAAAUUCCUCACACGGUCAAAGGUCACACAAUUCUGGCCGUGCCUCCGCAUCGGCGGAUCGCGUGUACAUCAAAUUUACCGCGCGAAUAUUCAGCGAAUACGGAGCACUUCCGCUCUGUAUAUGGAGUGUUCAGUUACCAUGACAGUUUGCCCUUACGUGCCUGAGUUUUUGAAUGGGUGAUCGUAAAAGUGGCGCGGCUCUGCUAUAAUUACUGAAAGCAUUUUUUAUCGCUUGGUGCGGACUAUUUUAGCGCGGGCCUGGUACGGACCAAAAAAUCAUGAGUUACUGAAAACGGCACAAGUAACCGAAGUGAUAAUGUCAUUUGCAUGGAGUGUUGUUGAAAAAACAAUUCUAGCACUGGAUGACAAAAAUAAUUGACUGUUUUGAUAGAGUUAUGAAGGAGGUGAACCCCUCAUGUUUCAAAUCCACACAAUGUUCUUGAAAGCAGACAUGUAUAUCAACUUUUACCCACAUGAGAAAUAUGUGGUUCCUGAUGCUUAUUUCAGUGUCUUUAAAAAAAAAUCCUUUGUACACUGUCGUAUGGGCCCUGUCUUAAGCCCGUCUCACACUAUGUGAUUGGUUAUGAUCAGAAUUUCAAAUUAAUUGUGAUAACAUUUAAUAUGGAUAUUCCAACUAAUAAAAUAUUACGGGUCAGAGUUCAGAAUAGUGGCAGGACUUCUGAAAUCGAUAUUAAGUCCAGUUUGAGCCUCCCUGAAUGAUUAAAAACAAAAUUAUUUCCAAAUCAUAAUGACGUCAUCAUCGGCUGCAACUUGAAGCUUACUUGGCCUUUACAGCGACCAUAGGGCUUGCUGCAAAGUAAAAAUAUGAUUUUAGUUUCCUUACGAUAUGCCGAACUUUGAAUAAAAUAAUUUUACUUUAUGGAACUUUCAUAUUUAAUGCAAAAUGCGAUUUCUUGAAAAAUCGUGCCACACUGGAUCGCAUAGUGUGGGACGGGCUUUACAAAGAGUUGUGAUAGAUUUAAAUCAAACUUGAAUUAAGAUUGAUCUCAAUUUCUAUCUCCCUAAGACUUGAUUUGCUUCAAAUCUAUUGUAAUUGUUGUGAUAUUAGCCCGGGCCUAUAAAUGUAUUUGAGGCACACUUACAACAGUAUGGUGUCAUGAUAUAGUACUCUAUACUUUAUUAACAUCAUGUAUUGUAAUCAAUUUAUAAGUUAGUUGUUAUUACAGAGUACUUACAUUAUACCAUUCCUUCAGAUGUUAUUCUGAUUCAACAGUUCAAAUGAACUUUUUUUUCUAACAUUAAGAGGUGAUGGUUCAUAGACAGACAUUUUCUUUUAUUUUUUUUCAGGGCAACUGAACUGUAGUAAAAUUGUGUGGGUUUAUUUUUACUCUUCCCUUUAUCAGUGGGUUGGUUCAUGAGCAAGUCUCAAUAAUAUUGUAAACUUGGACUUGCCAUAUAAUUUCUUAUGUUUUAAUAUCUAAACCAUUCUUCAUUCACUAGUAUUGGUUUUAAUCUGGAAAUUUGUUUUAUUUUAUUCUAUGAAACGAGACAAAGGACAAAGUUUUAUCAUGCACUUAAUAAAUUCUAUUAAAUAAAACCUGUA
Messenger RNA from Lytechinus variegatus (green sea urchin), 6157 nucleotides. Its product is annotated as NEDD4 family-interacting protein 1-like. The transcript has 8 exons. The record is from RefSeq and is a predicted model, not a curated record. Gene Ontology annotation, molecular function: WW domain binding. Gene Ontology annotation, biological process: vacuolar transport; positive regulation of protein ubiquitination; ubiquitin-dependent protein catabolic process. Gene Ontology annotation, cellular component: endoplasmic reticulum; perinuclear region of cytoplasm; Golgi apparatus. NCBI's taxonomy places the organism in Eukaryota, Metazoa, Echinodermata, Echinoidea, Temnopleuroida, Toxopneustidae. Bases 94 to 702 code for a protein of 202 amino acids.